Apis mellifera (honey bee) is the source of this 3228-nucleotide messenger RNA. RefSeq lists its product as uncharacterized. The coding region runs from base 1522 to 2976 and encodes 484 amino acids. The record is from RefSeq and is a predicted model, not a curated record. The transcript has 13 exons. Lineage: Eukaryota; Metazoa; Arthropoda; Insecta; Hymenoptera; Apidae.
GAAGUCCGAGUUGCCGCCAUUAGAGCGACCGGUCACGCUCGUAAUUGAAUUUGCAAGUUUCUCGAGGGACAGAACGAUUUCAUCAUCGUCUUCCGCUAGCUCGUCGUUCACUCUUUUCUUCGUAGAGGGAAAACUUGGAAAAAUUCCUAUCUUUCUCCCUGUGGUGCAACUGGUUGGAAACAUUGGACUCUAGACUCGAAUCGAUUCGAGUCAAUUCGUGAUUGGAUUUCUUUGAUUUCACGUUCGUUAUUCGUUUUUUUUCAUUUAAACCGCGCGGGUAAAGGCGAGUUUUUAAAAAAGUUUAAAGUCUCAAGAGUGAUAUUGUUCUUUGCACGAAUUUAUCGUUAUCUUUUCUAAGAUAUUAAAUAAUAAUGGUUUUCAAAAAUUUUAAAGUCAUAAUUAAUAUGUAUUUUAUAACACUUAAAUUUUCCACGCGAUUUUGAGGCGAUAAGAAUUCUUGUUGCAGCCAAUUAGAAAGGUAGACAAACCAACCAAUUAAAAAAUGCCAUUAGACAAGCGUUGCGUCAUUCGUUUGUCGAAAAUUAUCGUGAUAUGUCGACUUGAGACGUUUGAUUUCAAUUACGCAAAACUUCUUAUAACCUUCCCAAGUUACAAUCGACUUAUUAUAGUCGAACAGUCUCCCCUCUCCAAUUUGAAAUUCGAUACGAUUAUUAUGGCUCGGAGCGACAUUGUGCUAUCGAUAUUCGUGGUGAUGGAAGCGUUAUUUUUCCGUGAGAUUAUUAGCUGAUUGCUGAUGAAUUCGAGUGCGGGAAAAUUUUCGAUAUGUAGACGCCAUGUGAUAUAUUGUGUGUUCUUUAUUUGUUGCGUAGUUUUUUUAAUUCUUUAGAGAAUACGUAAAAUUAGAGUCAGUGAUUAGAUUGUUCCUAUCCAUUGAUAUAUAUAUAUAUUUUUUUUAAUGUCGAGUAUGUAUAUGUACAAUCUAGUCAAUGUUUCUCUCAAGAGGUUAAGACAAACAUCCAUACGAAGAUUUUUUCCACGAUUUUGACAAUUUAUAAUUUUCACGAUGUAUUAAUAGCAACGCAGAUUCUUCGUAUCUAGUGAGGACCGUGGUUUCCGAUCACCUAGUCACAGUACUGCACGCCAGUGGACGGAGGCUGCAUCGAAGGCAGUUCUUGUCUCACGAUGGGACGAAGUCGUUGUUUUUCCUGGCUUUUUGUGUGGUUCACGGUAAUCGUGAAACGAGUCAAGUUUUCCGACGUUUCACGAAUGUGAAUCCCCGACGGACGUGGCGUCCACAGGAAUAGAACAACUUCCGAGGGAUUUGGAAGCGGCUUUAGUGUGACACAGGGCGGUGUCAGGUUAGGUUUUGAGGAUGGCAGUGGUUUCUGAUCGUCUAGUCACAGUGCUGCACGCGGAUGGGCGGAGAACCGCAUCGAAGACAGUACACGUCUCUUGAAUAAAUAUUGUUCGAGCAUUUCAAACAAACUUUUUAUUAUUUACACAGAAAAGGUGAAGGAGCGAAUCGCAAAGCUGGCUGGGUUGGCAAGCUGCGUCUCGACGAUGGUCGACGACGAGGAACAAGAGGAGUUCCGUUGCACGGGGAGCGACGUCGAGAUCGAGGAGUACACCGACACCGAGGACUCGCCAUAUGUCGCUUAUCAGGCCACCGAUAAGCUGUUUGAUACGGACAGGGCGACUUGGCAAAAAUUCAGCUUCAUCGCCACCCUCCUGACCGUCGUCGUGUCCAUUACCUUUUUGAUUAUCACCUAUCCUCUUUAUCUCGAAAGUGUCAGCUACGUGUCCAACGCUUACACAGGACUUCUCUUCACUGCCUUUUUCUCUGCCUUCAUCCUGGGCAUUGUGUGCUUCAUCUGGGGAAGAAUAUAUCCACUACCGGCUCUGAUACCAAACAGCUUGCGAAUCAAAAUACCCCGUUGCGCCCUUCUAAAAAUUAGCCUGAUCUACGCGUUCUCUGGUAUAGUGAUCACCCUUUCCAUGGACCGGGACAGAGUUCUCUGCCACCUACAGGAUCCCAUAAAGGGCAUCACGCUGGUCUUCUCCCUUGUCUAUUACUUCUUCUUCUGUCGCAAAAUGAUGAGCUUGCAGAGGAUCUUUUCAAGCACCACGAUAAUAGUGGGUCUUUUCAUAAGCGUGGAUUACGGCCUCUGCGAUGAAUUUCGAUGCAGGGGGCGGGAGGUUUCAGCGCACGUCACAACUGUAAAGGGAAGUUGGGGUGUGAAAGCCAUUUGGACGUUCGUUUACGUGGGCGCCCUCGCUGCUUUCGCUAUGUUCUUCACUCUGCUAGAGGGACACUAUACCACUGAGCAACAGAACAUGUGUCAAAUAAUGGCCAGCCAGCAGAACUCUUUCCUAUACACGGUUUCAAGAUUAGUGUCUUCUCGAGACAUUCGUCGACGAGGAUCAGAGGAGGAGGGAGGUAGACUGCUUCAUGUAACCGAUCCUGACCCUACCGUGAAACCAAAACACAUUCCAAAGCCUCCAAUACUUGAGACGCUCUUCUGCAUUCAUCUGAUCGCCUUGUUCGCCAUUCUGUCAAUGUGUUGGAUUGAUACGUUACCAGGAAUAGGCAGGGGAUUGUCUCCAGUAGAGCUAUACCAUACCGUAGAGCAUGGGUUCACGUGCCAUUUCAACAACAGCGAAGCUUGUUCGAAUAUUUCUACCCACGGUUGGAUCUUCUUGAUCGCUUACAUAGUAUUCUCGAUUUCCGCGCUCAACUUUCUUUCAAUGUGCGAGAGCGCUGUCUUCACUGUUGCCGCCGCCACUGUGUCCCUUCCUCUGUCUGGUAUCUGGUGGAGCAUUUAUAAAAUGGAUGUUCAUGGUGGUUUCAUCACAUGGUCUCCUGGAGUGACGGGAGAAUUGAUCUGUGCACUGCUAGGUCUUCCUGUAGUACUUCUAGGCUUGGGUCUCCUCGUUAGGUCGCACUUCCGGGAUACUCAGUCCUAUUAUCUAACCAUGCAAUCACCUAAUGUACAAUGUGAAUCUUGUCAAAGAUGAACAUCUCUUAGAAGACCAUCUUAAAAGCCUUCUUUUGAAAGAUCUUCAAAAUCUAUCUCCAUCUAGAGUCUUAACUCUGGAAUAUAAAAAGUAUACAUAGUAAUCAUUCUACAAAUUUUUGUUUAAAAUUUUUGCAUAGUAAAAAAAAAAAAAUUUGACAUUGAUAUUUUAUAAAAAUUAAAUAUAGUAACAAGAAGAAAGUGAAUACUCUGUGUAAGAGAGAAUUGUGCAGUAAUGAUAUUAGAAUUGAUU